CGCCGACCCCUGUGAAUUGAGCUUGGCUAAGUAAACAUCACCGAGCUGCUAAUCACAAGGGCUGAAACAAAACAGCACUUCACUCCGGAUCUGGGCAAGAUCAGUCCUCCAGUCCUCCGGUUUUCCUUAGCAGCAACGAAGCGGGUCCCUCAGAUCUCGCAGUUUCCCCUCUUGUCUUUUCUCUUUCUGCUUUUCACAACCCUCCCCAGACUUUUUGGGGGGGGGAGAUUGAGAGAGAGAGAGAGAGAGACUUCGCGGACUGAAACUGAUUAAAGGCUGCGUUUGCUAGUUUCUUGCUUGCUUUGCUUUCUCCGGAGACAAGGAGAGGGGUGGGGGGAGAAUUUCCCCAGCCAUCUAUUCUAACCUGUCCAUGUUGUGAUUUUUGCAGCAACAGCUAGAUACAAUUUUCUGUCUUUUAGGGGGAAAAGUUGUUGGGGAACCCAGAUGAUGGGACUUCAUUGUUAUUAUUAUGGCUAUUUGCACGCCUUGCAAUUGCUCGCUUGGACUUUCCCCUCGGUGACAUUCGCUUCUUUCACGGAUGAAACCUUAGAGAGAGCCGCCAAAUCCGAAGGAUACUGCAGCCGGAUCCUGCGAGCCCAAGGCACUAGGCGAGAGGGAUAUAAUGAAUUUAGCCUUCGCGUGGAAGGCGAUCCGGAAUUCUACAAGCCCGGGAACAGUUACAGGGUAACCCUUUCUGCUGCCACUCCAGCCUAUUUUCGUGGAUUCACACUGAUUGCUUUGAAAGAGGGAAAAGAGGGAGAAAAAGAAGAAGACCACGCGGGAACUUUUCAGAUUAUAGAUGAAGAAGAGACACAGUUCAUGAGUAAUUGUCCUGUGGCUGUAACUGAGAGUACACCAAGGAGGAGGACACGCAUUCAGGUGUUCUGGACAGCACCGUCUUUGGGCACAGGCUGUGUAAUUUUAAAGGCAAGUAUUGUGCAAAAGCGAAUUAUUUAUUUUCAAGAUGAAGGAUCCCUCACAAAGCGAUUAUGUGAACAAGACUCAGCCAUGGAGGGUGUGACUGAUAAACCAAUCCUAGAUUGUUGUGCCUGUGGAACUGCUAAAUAUAGACUUACCUUUUAUGGAAACUGGUCAGAGAAGACACACCCAAAAGAUUAUCCACGACGAGCCAACCAUUGGUCUGCCAUCAUUGGUGGAUCUCAUUCAAAGAACUAUGUUCUUUGGGAAUAUGGAGGAUAUGCAAGUGAAGGAGUUAAGCAGGUUGCAGAGCUGGGAUCACCAGUCAAAAUGGAAGAAGAAAUUCGACAACAGAGUGAUGAGGUUUUGACUGUCAUCAAAGCAAAAGCACAAUGGCCUGCCUGGCAACCGCUAAACGUGAGAGCUGCUCCCUCUGCUGAAUUUUCUGUGGACAGAACACGCCACCUGAUGUCUUUCCUCACCAUGCUAGGCCCCAGUCCUGAUUGGAAUGUAGGACUGUCAGCUGAAGACCUGUGUACCAAAGAGUGUGGAUGGGUCCAGAAGGUCAUUCAGGAUCUGAUCCCAUGGGAUGCAGGCACAGAUAAUGGAGUUACCUAUGAGUCACCCAACAAACCAACAAUACCUCAAGAGAAGAUAAGGCCUCUCACAAGCUUAGAUCAUCCCCAGAGUCCAUUUUAUGACCCAGAAGGAGGCUCCAUUAAAUCGGUAGCCAGAGUUGUCAUCGAGAGGAUUGCACGGAAGGGGGAACAGUGCAAUAUUGUUCCUGAUAAUGUUGAUGACAUUGUCGCAGAUCUUGCCGCGGAAGCUCCGGAAGAUGAAGAUGACACUCCAGAAACCUGCAUCUAUUCAAACUGGUCUCCAUGGUCAGCCUGUAGCUCUUCCACAUGUGAAAAGGGCAAGCGGAUGAGACAAAGAAUGCUGAAAGCUCAGCUGGACCUCAGUGUGCCUUGUCCAGAAACUCAAGAUUUUCAGCCAUGUAUGGGCCCAGGCUGUAGUGACGAAGAUGGCUCCACAUGCAUGAUGUCCGAGUGGAUAACAUGGUCCCCAUGUAGUGUGUCCUGUGGCAUGGGAAUGCGUUCAAGGGAAAGAUACGUGAAGCAGUUCCCUGAAGACGGCUCUCUGUGCAAAAUGCCUACCGAAGAAACAGAGAAAUGUAUUGUGAAUGAGGAGUGCUCUCCUAGCAGCUGCCUGGUGACAGAAUGGGGGGAAUGGGAUGAAUGCAGUGCCAGCUGUGGGAUGGGAAUGAAGAAACGGCACCGCAUGAUAAAGAUGACCCCAGCAGAUGGAUCCAUGUGCAAAGCAGAAACCACAGAAGCAGAGAAAUGCAUGAUGCCUGAAUGCCAUACCAUUCCCUGUAUGUUGUCUCCUUGGUCUGAAUGGAGUGACUGCAGUGUAACGUGUGGGAAGGGGAUGAGGACCCGACAGAGAAUGCUGAAAUCUUUAGCAGAGCUUGGGGACUGCAAUGAGGAGCUGGAACAAGUGGAGAAGUGCAUGCUACCAGAGUGCCCUAUUGACUGUGAGCUAACAGAGUGGUCCCAGUGGUCAGAAUGCAAUAAGUCUUGUGGGAAAGGUCAUAUGAUCAGGACAAGAAUGAUCCAAAUGGAACCCCAGUUUGGAGGCGCUCCAUGCCCAGAAACUGUACAGCGUAAAAAAUGCCGAAUAAGGAAAUGCUUGAGAAACCCCAAUGUUGAGAAAAGGCGCUGGAAAGAGCCUCGUGAGAAGAGGAGAAGUGAACAAGUAAAAGAAGAUGUUGAUGGUGAGCAAUUCCCAGGUUGUAAGAUGAAACCAUGGACUGCUUGGUCAGAAUGUACCAAACUGUGUGGGGGUGGAAUCCAGGAGAGGUUCAUGACAGUCAAGAAGAGGUUCAAAAGUACUCAGUUUACUAGCUGCAAAGACAAGAAAGAAUUAAGAGCCUGCAAUGUCCACCCUUGUUAGCAAAACCUUAGGUUUUCAAAUAAUGCACUCCUGAGCUAAAUGUAAAAUCAACUUUGAUUUGAUUUUUUUAAAAAAGAUAUAAAUUGUGUAUAUUAGUCUUCAUUUUUGCAGUGUGGUUUGCUUAUUAGUCUUGCUGGUGCAAGAGAUCUAUUUUAUAAAUAUUUCUUCACGAAUGGAUGCUGAGAGUGGCUCCUUGAUGCUCCAGCUAGCCCUUAAUGCAUAAAACUAGUGAAAUCAUUGUGAAAUCCUAUAACUUUGAAAUUAUAGACAUCUCUGUGGACAUACCAUAGUCAUAGAAACAUUCCCUGAAAAUAAAAGGGAUGCAUGCAUAAGUGACAUUACAAACUUCAAUAUCUGUUUGGAUCCAGUUUCAAAAUAUCCAAAGCAGUGCCUCUGUGAUUACACAACUGUGCCAAGGAAUUACUUCAACAAUGCUGGUUCAAUAAUACUACAGGUGCAUAUUUGCAUAUUUAUCUUUUACCAUCACGGGUGUAAAAAUUGUAUUUAUAGCCAUUCGUGGACAUUUUCUCUCUUCCUUCAUGAAAAUGUUAGGAGCCCCUACAAAAUAAGCCACCUUUUGGUUCUUCCCACUUUCAAAAUGAGAAGUAAAUCUAAACUGCUCCUAUCUGAAUAGCCCAUGGAUAGGAAACAUAUAGAUGAGCCAGCAGGCUGCAUCUCAGAACACAUUUGUGUACACUCUCCCAAAGACAUAUGCUCAGUGAUAAGGUACAGGCAAACAAGUAGUCUCUUUAGAGGUUCUGCUUACACGGUGCAGAGCCUGGUCAAAGAGACCCCAGGCGCUCCAAGGAGAAAUAAGAGACUUCAGUUGGACCAAUACAAACGUAUCAUUUGAAUACCUGCCACGGGUAAACCAGAACCUUGACCUGCUAAGCAAUUCCAAGGAAGAACAGGAAGGAGAGAUUUCUCCGCUUUAUUUCAAAGCCUGCUUUUGCUUCUUUCUGAAACAGCAAUUCUUCCAUUUUAAUCGGGGGAAUAACCAGUGUCGCAGCACUCUCUCGGACUACUGGUACAGAUAUUAACCUUCUGCCCCUGACCUCAUUGUCACUGACUUCAUUGCUCCUGAGCCUACCAAACUUGGGUUUCUCACCAGUUCCUUGCCAGUCCUAGCACCAUGUUUCUUGAUGGCUACAGCACAUGCACAAAGUAGCUGCCUCAUGGAACAAAUAUGGUAGGGCUGUUGUAUAUAUCAUACAACACAAAAUUGCAUGGCAGGGUAAGAAGUGAUAGGGAUUUGGAGUUCAGUCAGUGAGAGCACUAUGGAAAAGAGGCUGCUUUCACUGAGUAGAUCCCUGAAGGACAGUCAGAGAGAAAAUGAAAUCCCCUGCAUUAAUAUUUUAAAAUGCAUUACACAAAUAGCAUUCCUGUAGUAUGCUCUUAAAUGGACUUCCCUUGAGCUAAUCCUGUAUCGUCUCCCUUAAAAGCCCCCAACGUUGGAUUACAUGUCCUAUAGGAAAAAAACUGGAGUGGAACUUAACUAAAAAGAGCCAUGAAGUUUUUGUGAGUUGAGUCAAAAGGGCAGGGAUUGAUUUUAGUCCCUCGCCCCAAUAUAGCCUAUCAAAUGGUGAAGAUAAUCAUUAAACAAAUGAACAUUAUUCAGAACGGAAUGCUCAUAAAAUGCUGAAAACAUGAGCCAUGAUAUGUGUUAACAGUGUCCCGAUAUUUACUUGAAUGAAUAUUCAACAAGCUUGGUUGUUUCUAUUUCCAUACCCACCACCCCCACCAACAUCACCCCAAAGACACAUGCACCCACAACACAAUGAAGAAGACAAAGAGCCACUCCAUUAGGAAGAAGUUUAAAAGAUUUUGAGGAACAAUCUCCCCAACAAGUCCAACUGAAAUUAUACAAUGUUUUGGUGAAUUGCAGUUUAACUCCAAUCCAUCUCCUGCAUUAGUAGUGGAAGGAAAAUGUGUGAUGGAUCCUGGGAUGAAGGAGAGUUCAUGCCACAUAAUUGUGCCAGAGAAACUCAACACUGAGCAUCAGACUGUGAAAGUGCAACCAUCAGACCACUUACUGAGGACAAAACACACCAUGAAGAAAUUUCCCCUAGAAUGCCAGGUAUUAUAGAGAAAGUUUUAGGCAGCAUGAUAAAAUAUAGAUAGUUGUAAAAUUCUGAUAUCAAACAGAUGGCUCCAUAUGUCUUCUCCUUCUCUUCAGCUCUCCUAACACUGACUCCAUUGUGUAGUCCUCAUUUUGAUUCCUCAAAAUGACAACAAUAUUGUUGCAUCUCUUAGUCUUGGAAUGAAACAAAAUGCAGACCUGCACCAACAUGAGUUGGCAGCGUCACACAGAGUAAGAACACCAAACUAAUGCAGGAAAAGGAAUGAGUUGUUCACCCAACUCCAAAUCCACCAAAGUCUUCCUGUUGCACUUGCCAUAUAUUUUGCUGAAACUAUUCUGAUUAUCUUUCAGUGCUGCAGGAUUUAUCAACAACAGCAGUAUGUGCUAGCAUACUGCCCCAGAGUAAAUUAAGUUUUUUGACACAGAGAGGUUCAUACAAAAUGGGGGAAAGGAAUACACAUUUGUCUCAGAUUGGCUGCUCUAUUAGCAUGUCUUCCAUCAUAAUGGCUAAUGUACUCAGGAUGCCAUUCUGAAAGGUUACCAUGAGCAAAUACUUGUGGAAAAGCUAUGGCUGCCUUCAGACGUCACAGGAACCUGAGGCAAACCCAGUUCAGGUUCUCCCCCCAAGACGUCCAAAUGAUGGGAACCAUGGUUCCCAGACCCAAACCUGGUAAUGAACCCUUGGUUGGAAUUAAAUGUCACUCACUCAACUGAGGGUCGCUUGUACAAACUGGAGUUAAAGGGAGUAAGCUCCUCCCCCCUCAAGGGUAAUUGGCUGCCAUAGCUGUCCUUCUUGCAUUGGAGGAAGCUUGCACAGCCAGUUACUCCCGCUUUGCAGUCUUCUAGAUCAGGAAUCCUCAACGUUGGGCCCCCAGAUGUUCUUGGACUUAACUCCCAUAAUCCCCAGCAAAAGGCCACUGGGCCUGGGGAUUAUGGGAGUUGAAGUCCAAGAACAUCUGGGGGCCCAACAUUGAGGUUCCCUGUCCUAUUUGACGGAGGAUGAUCAUCUGUGAGUGCCCCGAGGAAAUGGCUGCAAACUGCGGGUCCAUGGGACCCGCAGUUUGCUGUUCUGUCCGAAGGCAGCCAGUGUCUUCGUUAUCCAUGUAACCUCUGGUGAAGACUCCAACUUAUCUUGAAUGUAGGUUCAAGCUAAUACAAUCUAAUGCUAAUACAAUCAUGCUCAGAAAAGUCAUGGAGCCAAAUACCAUCAAUAUUACUUUUCUUCUAUGUAUAAUCCAUGCUAAAUCCAUGCUAAAUCCAUGCUAAACACUGCUUCAGAAUCAGCUCUCCUAUUGAAUGGCCAGUCUCUCUGCCUUAUAGGGGCUCAGUUCAACUGAAUUAAAACCUAAGAAGAUGGGUAUGCAUUUCAUUUUUGCUUACCACAGUCAGCCAAUAGAUAGCAGCUAUGACAGAGACCUCUUUAAUCAAGAGUAAAGACAGUGGCUUAGUUCUGACAGCCCCCCCCCCACUUUUCCAUCAGUGGGGCACACAUGCUGGCUUGGUAAGUAUGGAGAGCCCAUAGACAUGCCUACUAAAUUUGCAGAGCCAUCAUGUCCACAUUGUAGGAUGCUUCUCCCAUUGGAAAUAAGAUGUGCUUCUUAAGAGCCACAGAGGCUCUGCGUAUUUGCAAGGAGCAUUGAUGGACUCUCACUGAGUCUCAAACUCAGACUCUCAAACUCACUGAGUCAGCACGUGUGAAAGUAUCUAAACCACUAGAUUGAACACACAAACCUUGCUUGCAGUGUCAUCCAAGUUCUUAGGUCUUGUCAUGCUGAACUCAAGAGCAUCCUCCAGGAAAGUUGUUUCUAAUUCUAAAAAGGUAUCAGUGCACCCUCCCUCACUCCGAGAGACUUUCAUCUGCAUGCACAAAAAUAUACAGCCUCAUUUACAAAUUAAACUUACCCUCCCAAAUCCUUAGCACCUUCCAUCUCAUAAGACAUUGAAUCAAUUUGGCCUAAUUUUAAGGGCUGGAGGGCACCAAAGUGGGUUCCAUGCGUGUCAACUAGGAAUUUAUUGUGAAAUAACUUACUUCAUCAUAGGGAAUAUCUAUGGAGAAGUUAUUUCAAACUGAGAAUCUACACCAAGAAGCAAGGGAGAUCACCAGCCAAUCAUGAGAUAGAUUUAAAUAAAACAUAAUUCCAUCUUAAAUAUCCUAAGCUCAGUGGCUUACAUGAUGUGUAGUAUUAGAGCUCUGUAGUAUUGUACCCAGAGGCUGCUGCUGCUGCAGACCCCUCAGGCAGCCCCAACACUGCUCUGAAUGAGCAGUUGCAGUGAAUGGGGAAAGUGGCAGUAGUGCUGCUUAUAUAUGCUCAUUCAGAGCAGCAUCAGGGUUGCUUUAGGAGUCUGCAGCAGCAGGAACCCCGAGGUGCAGUGCUACAGAGGCAUAACACUGUGCCUCAUAUAAGCCAUUAACUCCUCAAAAAAAAGAGUAUCAGCCUAAUCUAAGAAACAUGCUUGUUAGGGAUGUGUGAAUCAAUUCAUGGCUGGAUCGAUUCAACUAAAAUCUGGCCGAUUCAAAUGAUUCAACCUCCAAUUGAAUCACCUUGGGAGCACUGGCCAGAUUCAAGAUAGAAUCAAAUCAACCUAGAUUCAAGUUCAAACCAAUCUGGUGAUUAGAGUCACUAUUUUGUCUCUGCAGUGCCAGCCCUCUGAGCUUCUCUUUCACUCUGAGCUUAGGAUAUUUAAGAUGCAAUUAUGUUUUACUUAAAUCAACUAUGUGUUCAUUUCUAGGGAUGUGCAGGGCGGUCCAGCGGUCCGUGGUCAAACUGAACCACCACCCCGGUUCCGUCGGACCAGAACCGGACCGUCUGGCAGGUCCACAAAUUUUUUAGGCUUUACAUAACGGCCGCGGCGGUGAUGAGGAAGGCCGGCGGGGGGAGAGAGAACACACGCGGACACACACACACACACACACACACCCAUGGCUUCAGCAAGCCCCCUGAAGGGGCCAAAGGUACUUCUCAUUUACUAUAAAAAAAAAUUUAAAAAUUCACAGACCAGUCUGGGAAUGGACCGGGGGAGGGGUUUGAUAGGGGGCCGGACCAAACAGGCCCGAUUCCGUUCGAGGCUGGUCCAGCCUCGAACCCAACCGGGCCAGACAGUUCCGUGCACACUCCUAUUCAUUUCCCCACAUUUAGAUAAUUAUUCAUUUCAAGUAUGUAUGAAAUGUGUAAUCACUGGAACAUGCCCAGCUGCAUUUAAGUGCAACAAAACAAAACAAAACCCUGCAUUAAAAUUGUGUCCGUUCUUUUGUUCUGUGCUUGUAUUAAAUGUUUGUAAUUGUCUUCAGAAGAGUGCUGGCUCCACUGAACUAAGUAUGAAUUGUGCGCCUGAUUUCAGUGGAGUUAAUACUGUAAUUCAUCUUUUACUGUUUUCAAUAUUUGACUGACACAGCUCAAUGGCUCUGCCAGCAAUUUCUUAAGUAUGACGAUUGGUUGGCUGAGUUCUCAAAAGAUUACUAUCAGAAAGUGCAAGAGAAAUUGCAGUUGAAAACAAUUUGGUUGUCCCAGUUUAUCUUGAUGGAUGUAUUCUAUCUUGAUAAAAGGUGGGAAAUGGUAUUUAAGCUUGUUACUUUUAGUAUGAAAAAGAACAUACUAAAACAAACCAAAAGGAAAACCAGAAUGACCCCAGUUCAGCUGAAUUAAUCACUUUCAGUGGAAUUAUCUUGUUCCAUUAGUUUUAAUGGGACUUAAUCACAAUCAACUUCAGCUGAAUUGUGGUCCUUAAUUUUUUUUUCUAUUAAAGAAGCAGUCCUCAAAGUGAUAUGGAAUAAUGCAUGGAAUUGUUGCAGUGUUAAUGUAAACAUUCUACUAGAAUAAUAUUUGCCAUACAUCAAUCAAUUAAAGAAAGAAAAAACCACGCUUGUUAUCUUCUACAGUAAUUCAUGCCUGUCACACACUCUGGAAUCAAAAGCACAGGUAUAGCUCUAGGAAUUUUAUACACCUCAUUUACCAUUUAUUAACAUUCUGUGUAUUUUCUUUUUUUACAUAAUCCAUAGAAACUUUACAAGCAAUGAAACAGAAACAUUAGGGGGCUUAUAUGUACAAUAGGUUUUAAUAAAAGCCACUUGGUUUUUUUAAAAACAAGAACAACCUCUUUGUUUUUAGGUUCUCUUUGUUGUUUUUGGUUCACUAUGGAAUUUCUGAGAAAGCUGUCAUGGAUAUAUUUCUUACCAAAGUCUUGUGUAGAUGUUUUGUAUGUAGUUGUCUGGCUAACACAUUAUUAUUUUGGAAUAAAGACAUCUUUACUAUGAAAACAA
Hemicordylus capensis (graceful crag lizard) is the source of this 9212-nucleotide messenger RNA. It is a transcript of the gene SPON1, whose product is annotated as spondin 1. The record is from RefSeq and is a predicted model, not a curated record. Gene Ontology annotation, biological process: cell adhesion. The transcript has 16 exons. NCBI's taxonomy places the organism in Eukaryota, Metazoa, Chordata, Lepidosauria, Squamata, Cordylidae. Gene Ontology annotation, cellular component: extracellular matrix. Bases 445 to 2874 code for a protein of 809 amino acids.